CUACCGGCAAGCUUUUAAGCUCGGGACUAUUUUGCCAUCACUAUACCCCAUCGUUGGACAGCUCUACAAAAAUAAUCCAAUUUUGUCUAUUUGCAGUUUCGAUCGUCAAGCCUGUCCAGCCCAUGUUUGUUUCUAACAAAAGCCCACCGUGGCCUCACCUACUAAACUCACCGAUUCAAGGAUAGACUCUAUAGAUCGUAAGCUGAAAGUGACACUAAGCUCUUCCGCCGGUAACACAUACCAGACACAGAUGGCAUCCUCUAACUUGAAGAUGAUGAAAAGCCCACUUACCACUUCAGUAGACAAAGGACACUUAUUACCCAUGAAAGCAUCAGUUAUGAUCGCUACAAAGAUAAACACAGCUACAGUUCCUCUUCAGGUGAAAUGUGAGAAAGGACAUGAACCAUCGACAACAGAUGGUUUUGCUGUUUCACGAAGACAUAUGAUGAAGUGUUUAACUGCCGAAGUUCUUGGUCUUACCCUUCUCCUGAAACCUGCAGAAGCUCGUAUGAGUAGACUUGAAAUGAAGAAAAAGAUGAUGAAGAAGCUUGAGGAGCUUAGGGAGAAGGCUGGAGUAUCUAAGCCAAAAACUGAGAAUAAUGGGAUGAAGAAGUCUCCGAUAUUGCCACUUCCACUGCCAGCCCCUGAAGGCAGAGUUGGAGCAUUUGUGGAAGCAAACGUUAACAAUGCCUUGUGAUUUUGCGAGUAAUAGGUUGGUUUGUGUUGUCAAUUUUCCUGGAAUUUGUAACUAAAGUGAAAUUAGCUGAGGUAUUAGAAGACUUGGUUUUUCCCAAGAAAUGAAUGUAUCUAUUUGUGUAGCUACUCCAGCAUUACUAGACCAGAAAGACUUAUGUGAUGAAAUAUUGAGUUUUUCGGUUCAAGAGUUCUUUUUUAAUAUUGAGAAGAAAAAAGGAGUCAUUUACAUAUUUAGCACCAAUUUUCAUGUAGACCACAGACCUUUUAAUUCCAAAAUGAAAGAUGAAUUAAUUAUUUCAUUACAAAAAAAAAAAAAAAACAAAACAAAA
Gossypium arboreum is the source of this 1025-nucleotide messenger RNA. RefSeq lists its product as uncharacterized. Bases 251 to 697 code for a protein of 148 amino acids. The transcript is spliced from 2 exons. Lineage: Eukaryota; Viridiplantae; Streptophyta; Magnoliopsida; Malvales; Malvaceae. The record is from RefSeq and is a predicted model, not a curated record.